CGCAGCAGAGCACGCAACUUAGCCACUCGGCCUUGGGGCUGGCCCCUCUCCUUAACUUUUGAUGCUACAGAAGCCCUCCAAGAAAAGUCAAAGAGGGAAGCUGGUGGGUAGGAGACUUGGAAAUUUUCAAACUCACAUGAUCUACAUUAGGAUCCUCUGUGGGCUUGGUAUAGUGCCAAUAAUCACCUAUUGUUUAUAAAUCAGCUCCUUUUACUAAUGAGGAAUCUAAGAACUGAGACCAGCUCCCAGGCAUCCUGACUCAACUUCUUUCUAUAACUGUUGCGGCUUCCUUUGUGAAGUUUUUAUGCACGCAUUUAACAUCACUUCAUCUAGGAGAGCUAUUUUCCUUGAACUCUUGAUAGGUCUGUCAGUUUUCUCAAGGGAAUCCAACCUAGCUAGAUGUUAAUCUCUGAAUUGCCGCCUCGGCUAUAAAAGUCUUAGCUGAGGUUUUAACAGCCAAGAUUUAAGUAAAUUUAACAGAUUAGACCAGUAGGUGUUCCAACUACAUACACCAUUAAAGGGCUUUAUGUGAGGAUUAAAAAAAAAUUACUAGUAAAAAAAUAAUAAAUCAUAGUCCGAGUGCAGUAUAAUUUACCAGCGGGAGAGAUUUCAGUGUUCUGGAAAAGUUUCAUAUAAAAAGGAAGCUAGGAAGACGAAAAGUGACAGUACUCAGCAUACUCCAAACGAAGCUGGGAUUCCUUUGGCUCUUCGCCCUCAAACAGGUAAAAUGCUUCGUAUUUCUAGCACUUUUUUUGGACCUCAUGUCUGUCUAUAGGGCAUUCUAUACCCUAAGGGCUAAAUCCAGGUGUGACGGUAUCUAAAGAACCUUGACCUUCAAGGUCCUUGUUACCCCCAGCCAUAAAGAUCCAGGCUUUGGGGAAUUUCAACAGCUCAUCAACCAGUAUUUGAUUUUGUCUUCAGCUUCUUCCCCAUCAAAUGAAAAUUAAUUUGAAGUCUCCUCUUUGUGAGAAUUCCACAUGUCGUUAGAUAAUUUGAGGCUGCCUUGGCCAGGGAGCCAUCUGGUCUGGGACUCAGUUCUUUGAAAAGUGUUGAGUCUCUGCUCACUCUCCCAGAUGGUGCGGCCCGCAGUAACGCAUGGAAGACUAGAGGACGCUUACUCAGCGAAAUGUAGUUAGUACCAUAGUACAGCCGUUUAGCGUCAAGCAACUUUACCCCAGCCAGGAUGCCCAGCAGGAGCUGCUUUUCAGAGCAGAUGGCCCAGCGCUCUUCAACUCAGGAAUGAUACAGCUGAAAACCAGUCCACAGGGGGGAAAAUGUGAAGGCAAAAAGGUGGGGUUUGGAUAACCAAAUAAAUAACAAAAAUAAAAACAGAUUAGCUUAGCACUAAAAAGUACUGAGCAUGUGAGUUUAAAGUACUGAUUUUUGUCCCAGUGGUUACUGGAAACUCAAGGCAAGCAAAUGGGUAUGCGCGUUUUAGUGUCUGUGUGAAAACUGUAGAUGACUCCCACGUGCAUCUUCGGCAGGGUUAGCGAUACCAAUGUUAGGCUUGUCACCAAAGAGGUGUUUCUCUGCCCAUCUGAGUCUCUUUUGAUUAUUGCAUUGAUGUUCCUUAGAAUGGAGCCGAUUCCCAAACUUCUAGCUGGACUUAUUCUGCUGACUUUAUGUGUGGUGGGCUGCUCCAGCCAACACUGGUCCUAUGGAUUGCGCCCUGGAGGAAAGAGAAAUGCUGACAAUUUGAUUGAUUCUUUCCAAGAGAUAGCCAAAGAGGUUAAUCAACCAGCAGAACCUCAGCGCUUCGAAUGCACGGUUCACCAGCCCCGCUCUCCCCUCAGGGACCUCAAAGGAGCUCUGGAAAGCCUGAUUGAAGAGGAAACUGGGCAGAAGAAGAUUUAAAUCCACUGAGCCAGAAGGAUUGACAACACCUCAGUAUAAUCCGGACACUGAAAACUGCGUGAAUUUCAGAAAUUCUUUUGCUAAAUUGCACGUAUUUCAUAACGAUGUGCUGUGUUGUGAAUAAAGUGGCAUAAAUGUUAAUUAAGCAUUUCUCUUACUCAGAACUCUGGUGGGGGGGCGACACUGUAAGCCCCUAAAGAGGAGAACCCCAAGUCUGUCUAUAGGGGCAGAUGAGAACAGAGAUGAGAUUACACAAAGUCACCAUUAUUGGUGACUAAAGGAAUCCCGCAGCUUGCCUCCACCACCAGCCUGCCCCGCAGGAACUGUCACCUUUUGGUCCAGGCCAAGAAAGUUGAUUCAGUAGUUUUCUGUGGGAUUAUAGUUUUAUCUUUGACCAUACUCCAUAGAACUAAGAUUAGGCCAGGCCAAGGCUCCCUCCCACUUGGAGAGAAUUUCCCUUCCCAGAUUGUCUCCAACCCCUUUGAAAGUCAGCUGGAACCAGAGAGAAUCUUAGGGGAAAGGAAGCCCUGCUGGGCUCCUAGUCCAACGUUCCUUCUGGCCCCACGUGGCCUCUCCGAGUUCACCAGAGCAAGUGGUGCAUAUUGAGGUUUGGGACCAAGCCUAAAAAUAACAGUGUUCACCUGCCUGAUCUCUGGUAUUUCUCUUGAGAAAUGCUAUGGAGUGUAGAGUCAGUUGAAGACAGGAUUCAGGUGCUGUGUUCCCUGGUCAAAUAGCAUUGAUAUAAGCAUAAUAGAAGCAUAAAUGAUAUAAGCACAGAUAUAAGCAUAAAUGUUUUCAUCAGCCCUCAUAAUGACCUUGGAAAGUAGAUAUUAUUGUCCUUCUUUAAAAUGAGGAAACCGGGGCUCCCAGAGUUGAGACCUGCUCCGUUCUGUCGGGUUCCAUGGUCAGUGGCCCUGUAUUGCACGUUGAGCUGCCAAUGGAACUGGACUUGGAAGCUCCGUUAUUUUGUUAAUGGGACCCGAAACAGGACACUGGGGCUCAUGUAGCAAUUUACUGCUGACUAUUUCUCUAUAAGGUCCCAGACACUAUGACACUAACAUUCUCAUUUAUCCUUAUAACUUUCAAUGACUACGAGACCAUUUGAAAAACUCAAAUUUCAGAUAACUUGCCUGAUAUCACAGCAGUAAACAGUGCCUACAUUCACAUGGCAGAGAUUUAGGCCCUUUAUCUCUUUCAAUCAGACAAAUGGAACCUUCCUUCCCCUCUCCCUGCCCC
Messenger RNA from Equus caballus (horse), 3090 nucleotides. It is a transcript of the gene GNRH1, whose product is annotated as gonadotropin releasing hormone 1. Gene Ontology annotation, molecular function: gonadotropin hormone-releasing hormone activity; gonadotropin-releasing hormone receptor binding. The record is from RefSeq and is a predicted model, not a curated record. Gene Ontology annotation, biological process: multicellular organism development. Gene Ontology annotation, cellular component: extracellular region. NCBI's taxonomy places the organism in Eukaryota, Metazoa, Chordata, Mammalia, Perissodactyla, Equidae.